ACACUUUUUAACUAUCAUCUGGAGGUUAUACCCACAGGAGUGGUUUCUGUAAAUUUGCGGAUAACACCUGGUUAAUAUUUAAGUAAAUGCUAGAAUCGCAAAUCUAUACACAGACUGACUCAUCAAAAGUGAUCAUCCCACCUACGAUAACUGUUACCACGACAACGGACAGUGAUUCAGAAUUCUCACGAACCCCAUCUAGCAUAUCUUUAGUAUCAUCAGAUAUUUGUCAUGUGAACGAGCUUGACGACUCCAGAAAGUCUUCUAAAAGCUGGUCUUUAUGCCAUCGUGAAUUUACCGACAAUGAAAAUAACUGUCACUCUUCAUCACCUAUCAUUUCUUCAACAAAUUACACUGUUUAUUCUUCAGUACAUUCUAAUGUAGCAUCGACCAACCAUUCCGAGUUGCCGGUUUACUCAACUGCAUCAAUAAAUGCCCAUGAUAGUCCACAUAAAUCUUCUGCUGAUCAGAUCUUCACAUCGUCAGAAAUCUUUAAUUCUACAUUUAAUCACACACAGUCAUCUAUAAGUUCUAGUAAUCAUGCUACGAAUGACAUCUUGUCAUCUCCCUAUAGGUGUUAUGGAUGUUUAACCUCCUUAAGAUCGGUUUUGUCGUCGAAUAGAUUAUUUGGAACAGAUGAUUCGAAUAUUUUCCCAUAUUCCUCCACACUUAUAGAAUGCAAUCAUUCAAAUCACCAUCGUAAGAGUCCUUACUAUCAGACAUACGCUAAAUUUACGGAAAGACAAUUGGGAUUUACCUGUCUGUGCCACAGCCAUAAACAGAGCCAAGCAACUUCAGAUGCUAAGAGUGAUUCCAAUGUUACCCUAUUUGACCAGAUAUCACCACCACCAUCUCUAUCAUCAUCGUCAACAUCAUUGUCUUCACCAACAAAUAAUAUCCCUCCAAUACAACAUAAUGAUAGUAAACAGCCAGUCAGACAAUCUAAAACUUUGCUAAGACGUUUUCGGAGUUUCAUCAUACAAUCAGUAAGGAAAUCUGGUCGUUCAGUAAACUUUAAUGAAGGUGAAAAAUCACAUACAGUUGAAGACUCAGUGGUAGUUAAGCAUAACUUAAUUGACCGUAAUAAAAAACGCAGUAAAUCAUUGCGUACCAUACCAAAUUGUGUUCUAUCAGCUUCUCCCAUCAUACCAUCAAUGUCAUCAUCAAACGGUGAACAUUGUGAAAAUAAAGCAAAACUGGGGAAUAAGAGUUCAUGUUCUUCAAGUCGACUGCGUUUACAUUCUGACUGCGAGAAGCAUUUUGAUGAGUUCACACGCAUAGAAACUGAUAAAAUUCGACAAAAUGAUAAAACUUUAGUAUCAUCUGAUUACUUAAUGAAUGCACGGACAUGUCAACAUUUUGGGAUAGUGAGUAAAGCAGUUGAAAAGUUUAUUUCAAUUCUCAAUCAAGAGUUAGAUUACUUAUUUCACAAUAAUAGUAAUAAUAAUAAUAACAACAAUAACAAGCAUAGCAACAACAAUAAUAAUAGUUGUAGUAGUACAACACAUCAUCUACAAGAAUUAUUUAAACAAACAUUGAUGGAACUGGUCAUUGUAUUACAGUGUAGACAAUUUAUCAGAGAUUUCGUCAAGUGUGAAGGUCACUGCAAACUUUUCCAACUUGUUGAAGCAAUUGAUAAAUUGGAUAGAGAAUUUCAUGAUCAAAUUUGGCCGCAUCUUUUGUCCUGUUUAGCCGAAUUAUCGAAGUAUGCUAUAACUAAUCGGCUCAUCGCUCAUAAUCAAGAUAAUAUGACUUAUCUUAUUACCUGUUAUACAACAAAUGAUAAUUAUAGGCCUUGCUCAUCUGAUGAAAUGACUACUAAACAAAAUAAUGAAAAAGUUAAUCCAGUAUCGUUAAGAAGUAUCAGUCAUAUUGUUAGCGGCAGUAACAGAGAAGAGUUUUUCAGCUGGCAGUUGGUGUCCGAUCAUUUUUUAUUUGUAAUUAUUGAUCAUUGUAGACGGGAGAACAAUUUAGUUUGUUUAAAGCAUGAGCUGAAAUUAAUUUUAAAAAUUGUCACAGACUAUCCUGUGAGAAUUCAAUAUGUCAUUGAGCAAACAAAACAUGGAUUUAUAUUGGAUUUAUUGAAAAUGAUUCAUGUAAAUACUACUAUAUACAAUUACACAGUGGGUGGUUCAACGCAGAAGGAUGAACUACGCUGUGAUAUGCAAAAUCUUAUUAUGAAAUUUUUAUAUGUUGUAUUUUAUUACGCGAAGCAGAACGAUUAUUUAUCCUCAUUAAUACCACAGUAUCUGAGAAAUAUUCGUUUUGUCGAAUGGAUCCCGGAACUAAGUAAUCGUUACUUCUGGGAAUCGAUCAUAACCCCCUAUCAUCGACAUUGUCACUACGAUCAAUCUGAUUACUCUGUUGAAACAGUGAACUCAUAUUCCCUCCUUGAUUUCAAUUAUGAUAAUUCAGAGAUUACUUUUGUAUUGAAACGCAUGAAUGAACUUUCAAGAAUUCUAGACAAAAAUGAUCCACCACAUGAAGAAGAAGAAGACAAUCAAGGUAACAUGAAGAAUUAUAGUACUGUUGACGAUACCAUUGGACCCCGAGAAAAAGAUAACAACAAUAAUAGCAAUAAAAACCCUUGUGUACAAUUAUUUGGUUCGUUGUGUCGCGUACAACAAUUGAUUAACAGUUUGUUAUUAAACCGAAUGAAUACACCGUUGGAUCGCACAUCAGCAGUAAAUAUGGAGAAAAUGAAUCAGUUAUGUUCAGCGGUCUAUUGCGAUGAGUAUACACUCAGUCCAAGUGUGGAAUCUAUGGAAGAAGCAUGCAUAAGACUUGGAUUCAAGAUACCAACAGAUCCAUAUGCUGAUUUUCAAGAGUCUCCAGGUUCUCUUGCAUUUCACAGCAUACACGCGUAUGCAAUGAAGAAUAAAAACAAGUUAAUUGAUAUGCUCAGUUAUGCUUAUCCACUUCAAAAAUAUGACAGUUUUACAAGUUAUCGUAAAUCAAAUUUCCUGUCUGAAUUCCCUUCUCCUCCACUGAAUACUAACAAUUCUCUCAAUUUACUUAAUAAUCUGUAUGAUGACGGUGUUGGUGGUGAUACUGUUAGUGGUGGCUAUGGAGUUGGUGUAAGCGGUAAGACUUCUCGUGUACAUCGUCACUUCUCAGCUGUUGAUUCAAAUUAUAUCAAAUACCUUUUGAAUACUACUCAUUCACGUUAUGAUAGUGAAUACUGUUAUAACACUGGACGACGUUUUACAGUUGACUCGUUGUCAUCCAGUCUACAACAAACUUAUAAACCAUUCAAAGGCAUGGUUAGUAGUCAUUCCUCGUCUUACUAUUAUUAUUAUCCUCCCACUUCACUAACUGAAAAGAGGCCGUUAUUUCCAGUAAUUGAAGCUGCCAAUGCUGUGACAAGAAUGCUUUGCGAAUUGAUCUCAGUUCACAGUGAAAUUUAUGAUUCUCAGUUUAUUAUAGAAGAGGAUGCGAAUGAAUUUUGUCUGCCUUCACUUUUCUAUCCAAUACUCUUAAGUUAUCAUGGUCUGGGUGAAACACUAUUUGAGGAUUUAUUCGACUGCGUCUUUUCAACAUUUUUCUAUACAUGGACUCAAAUGAAAGCUGUUCCGGAAGAUUUAGUUGGAAUUUUGUGUGUUGUCCGGGAACAGAUUAAUAGAAUCUUGAAAACUACUCCAAUCUCAUUUGAAGAAUUCGAAAAGUCUCUGGCUAAUUUCAAUCCUUACGAUGUGCCAUCUAUGUGGUCGAAACGUGAAAAUAAUAUGCGUAUGAAUAUGCUACACAAUCAUCCAGCUUUAAUACAGUUACGCAAUGAUCUGAAGAGGCGUCAUCAGGACCAUGUAUACGAGAACCGCUUAAAUAUACUGUCAACGUCAGCACCUUUAGAAUAUAUUCCAUCAAAAGGAUCAAAAUUAUCCAGUAAGGACAAUCAGUCUUUCACCGUCCUCUUGUCAACUGAUCGUAAAUCUUUUGUGAUAAGAGAUGCAAAUCAAGCCGUAAGGGAAAUAUGGCCGUUAAAAUCUGUUAUUCGAGUAUCAUUGGGUGCUGCUGAAAAGGUCAAGAAGAAUCCGGAACGAACUCUAAUCUUUCAUGUCGAAUUAAGUGAUGUGGCAAAUCAAGAUGACUCCAACGAAUCUGUGAAUAUUAAGUCACGUUGUUUCCGAGCCAGCUUACUGGCUAGAUCAACGAUAGAAUAUCACUAUUGGUUAGACGGUUUAUUUCUGGUAAACAAAUUAAAUGUAAGUUAAUUUUUGCGUACAUAUUUUCUGUUUUUCGUGGAAUCGAAUCUCCUAGUACUAGAGCAACAUAUUUUCAAAGAUUUAUGAACUUAUGGUACAUAAAUGUCAUAUGGAUCCAUAGGAAAGUCGCCUAAAUGAAUCACUGUAUCUAGACUAGUGUGAAGAGUUGUUUUGUAAUUUACGACCGAUUGUUUUGGAGAGCGUUAUUAGAAGAGGCAUUGGUUGCUUUAGUCCUAUUCCACAUAAAAUUGUUCACCGAGAAAGGCGGUGGCUUGGUCUGUGUAUAAUAUAUCUUAGUCACAUCUGUCGAUUCACCUAACACGAAAUUUUGAACCCAUCCACAUUUGACAGAGGCAAAUCGCAUGCUAAACUUACUAAGAUUUAUGGUGGAGGUGUUCAGAAGACUGUAUUUCUCUGUGUUUUUACCUAGGAGGAUCACGUCUCCUGUAUACUCUAGGUCAACGAGACACACACCAUCUUGAUAACAAGUCAUUUCCAGGGAAACGCAUGUCGACUAAAGUCACAUCUAAUAGAAAAUCUAUAGUCGAAUUAAGUAAGAAUGGUGACAACGAGCAUCUCUGAUGGACCCCACUGGGUAACGUCACUUAAGGUGAAAACUCUCCAUAAGCCUCUUACACGCCUCUUAAGAGGAAAUUCUUACAAUGAAGCUUAGGCAUUAAAGUAAUUAACAUUUGUGUAUUGUUAUAAUUAUUUAUUUAUACAUUUUUUAUCACAAAGUUUAUAAAGUUUUUUGUGUCCACUAUUUAAUUAGGGGUUUGAAUAUUUUUGAUGACUCAAAUUACCAUGAACUCCAUCUAAUGUUAUGCUUUCACAAAAAUGAAAAACAAAUUCCAGUAGAUUUUUGUGACAUAACUUAUUAGGUAAACUAAUUAUGCUCUGUUGUCUUUCUACACAUCAUCCGUAUUAAAUGAACUAAAGUGUUGUGUUAUCCUAUCUGUUUAGUCUAGAGCAACCAAGGUAUUUUGUUCUCUUAAGAACGCAUAACUCUUAGGUAUUUAUGCUGUUUCACAACUUCUGGUGUGUUAGGCAUGGACUCUGAUGGUGGUGUGCCAACUGACCAUCGAAUACUAAGCUAUUUAGAUGUUCACUAGGAUCGUCAGUCAUGCAGUGAAUGAACCUAAUGAAUUACAUAUCCCAAUAAAGUCUGUCGGUUUGCGACUGAAUGUUGUUAGUCGGAACAGAUACUAGUCGGAGAGAGAAACAGUGAGAGUAUGUUACCUCAGUUACUAAUAAACCUGAAAUUCAAAUUAACCACACCCUUUUGUUGGUUGAGUUUGAAAAUUGAAUUAAAUUAAAUAAUAUUGAUGUAGUUCUCCAUCAUUUCUAAAUGAUGAUAAUCAAUGUGUUAUCAGCAGAAAUCUGUUUUUAAAGAACCAAUACACAUCAACAUGUCACAUUCUGCUUGACGCAUAUAUUGUUUUUUUUAACAACAAACAUUUCUAUCUGCACUUUAAUGAUUUUAUUUUAUCAUGAUUGAAACAAUUUGAGUUUAAUUUUUAUUAAAAUUGUCGUAACCGCAUAAAAAUAUAAGAUGGUAAUG
Molecule: messenger RNA, 5763 nt
Organism: Trichobilharzia regenti
Lineage: Eukaryota; Metazoa; Platyhelminthes; Trematoda; Strigeidida; Schistosomatidae
Source: the annotation of a GenBank genome assembly